AUGUCGUGGUGUAUAAAACAUCCUGAAUAUUCAAAAGAAAAUGAUAGGAUCAACUCGUACAUACACGCCCGAACGAGAAGUUUUGUUAGCGAAUGUAGAAUCGAACUCGCUGAAGCAGGAUUCUUCUACGCAGGAAAAAAGGACCAAACGAUUUGUUUUUACUGCGGUGGUGGACUACACCAUUGGCAAGAUAUCGAUGAUCCUUGGGAAGAACACGCGAAAUGGUUUCCCAAGUGUCCGUUCGUAUUGGUACACAAAGGACAAGAUUUCGUCAACGAAAUGAGAUCCAGAACCGAAAGAAACGCCCUACAAAAGAAAAGGAUUCCAACAAACAACAUUGCUGUACCCCCACCGAUAGAAGAAUCAAACAUCGAGUCACACCCUCUACAAGCUGAACAUGACGACCUUCGUGACGACGAGCAAACCGCUUUACAGGAAGGUGAUCUGGAUGGGGAUAUUGUGGACGAACCUCAAAGUUUUCUACGGCAGCCACCAAUCCUCCACCCUCAACUUGUGACCAUCAGUAGCAGUGAUGAUGGUGAGGUAAUAAAAAUGUCUAACAGUGAAGAUGACUUGGACAACUUAACUAUGGAAGACCUUGCAAAAGAAUUAAGUGAGGAAGAGUUAGACAUUGACCAAUUGAUUGAAAAUAAAAAGUAUAAAUUGGACUACGACUUGGAAAUUUACAUCGACAGGCUUAUGUUUGUAGGAGAUGCGGGCAACGGUUUUACGAUAGAACUGGACUGA
This is a messenger RNA of Macrosteles quadrilineatus (aster leafhopper), 747 nucleotides long. Its product is annotated as baculoviral IAP repeat-containing protein 7-like. NCBI's taxonomy places the organism in Eukaryota, Metazoa, Arthropoda, Insecta, Hemiptera, Cicadellidae. Gene Ontology annotation, biological process: negative regulation of apoptotic process; regulation of cell cycle; positive regulation of protein ubiquitination. The transcript has 4 exons. Gene Ontology annotation, cellular component: spindle microtubule; nucleus; cytoplasm. Gene Ontology annotation, molecular function: ubiquitin protein ligase activity; cysteine-type endopeptidase inhibitor activity involved in apoptotic process. The record is from RefSeq and is a predicted model, not a curated record. The coding region runs from base 1 to 747 and encodes 248 amino acids.